CUAAGGGGUUUAAUACUCUGCAAUGUGUAAAAAUGCUGUUUGAUCCUGACUUCUCUGAUCCUCUUCUUCUUCCAGUGUUCCCCCUCUUAUCUCCUGAUAAGACAUAUUGUGCGGAGACACUCUGCACAUGCUCAGUUUGGUAUGUAUUGCUAGAGAGGUUUUUUUUUUCUUGGGAGAGUGCAUGUGAUCAGCAUAGGGCCAAGCAGCACUGUCCAGACAGAGGUCAGGUCCUCCUAUAAGCUUCAACCAGUGCUCAGCUGAACACUGAUAGAAGUCAUAAGACUGCUCUAAUUGCUGAUGAUAAAAGGUAUUUAGCAGUUUAUAUUUACUAAAAUAAUUGCAUUUCUGUGU
Molecule: messenger RNA, 351 nt
Organism: Staurois parvus
Lineage: Eukaryota; Metazoa; Chordata; Amphibia; Anura; Ranidae
Source: the annotation of a GenBank genome assembly